AUGUAUCCCGGCCCUGCUCAGCCUCCUCCCUACAGCUCACGUUCAUCUCCACCUCCCCCGCCUCCUGCUUACAGUCCCGCCAGGCCCUGCUCUCAUGAGAUCAGCGACGACUACGCCCAGGCGCCAUCAGACGUCAAGGAAGAAGCAAAAAUAACCUUCUGGGGCCACCCCUGCAACCUGGGUCUACCGAUUCAACGCAUCACGGCCGAGAGCUUGAACUCGCGCAUCUACGUAUGUCUCCGGGACAGCGGACGCAGAAGGUGCGUGCCGCAAGCCUCGGGCGUGCUGCUGUUGAAUAGCGAACUGAAACCCGUCGAGAUGGGAGACGGCAGCAACCUCCUGACGGGCAGAGACGACGAGUGGUGGAUGCGGUGCGGCCGCUGCAACAAAUCGCGCAACAACUUCCUUGCGAACCACCCCUACGCUCGCCCCUUUACGUGCUCAAAGCUUGGGUGCGGCGCGAUGCUCCCCGGCCGCCCCGCGCUCGAGGCGUGCGCGGGUUGCUCGGCGCCGUACGACGCCAGCUGCGUCCGGAUAAACCGCUACGGAGAGGCGCUCAGGACUCCGGACAGGACUGGGCUCUUGGAUAGGCGGAGGAAUGAACAGCCGGAGCGCUUUGAAGCUCGCGAUCAAGCGAGAGCCAGAGAUGCGGCGUCAUCGCCAAGCUAG
Messenger RNA from Lasiosphaeria miniovina, 669 nucleotides. RefSeq lists its product as uncharacterized. The record is from RefSeq and is a predicted model, not a curated record. Bases 1 to 669 code for a protein of 222 amino acids. The transcript has 2 exons. Lineage: Eukaryota; Fungi; Ascomycota; Sordariomycetes; Sordariales; Lasiosphaeriaceae.